AGUCGCUUGGCGGAGCUGGCGCGCUCUCUGCUUCUUUGCAGAGCUGAAGCUGUUUCCGUCUCACACACACUCACACACUUCUCCACACGCUCAUGCUCUCAGUCUGACCUGCACAGAGGAAAAGCCACCGCGCGUGGAUUUACGGCGCGCGGGCUACCAGUUGAUGUCGACCGUGCGCGGGAAUCGAACCGGAAUGGAGCACAAACUCGCGACUAACCGCCAAUCUGUCCGCGUGCGCCGCGGAGGAGCUGCUCCAGAGACGGAGACAGAGGGAGAGGAGUAGCUCCCCCCUGCACGAGCUCCCUUACUGCCCACUGAAAGCUCUCCACAACACUGCCUGCUCACAUCUGCCCCAGCGAACUCACACGGCUGCAAGCAUGAAGGAGAGCAGGUCCAAAUUUAGGCGGUGAACUAUCCUCCAAGGGUCGAGAAUCUGGGAGCCCUCCGGCGGUGAUCCUUUUUUCUUUUUUUGGUCUGGUUUAAAGAGUGCAAGAUCCAGGAGAGAGAUGAUUAAGACAGGCUCUCGCUCCACCACCUCUCUGCCGCCAGAGCCGGUGGAAAUCAUCCGGAGUAAGGCAUGCUCCCGCAGGGUGAGGCUCAACGUGGGAGGGCUGCUGCAUGAGGUGCUGUGGAGGACGCUGGACCGGCUCCCGCGCACAAGACUGGGCAAACUGAGAGACUGCAACACCCACGAGUCCAUCAUGGAGGUGUGCGAUGACUACAACUUGGACGAUAAUGAGUACUUCUUCGAUAGACAUCCAGGAGCCUUCACGUCCAUCCUGAACUUCUAUCGCACUGGAAAGCUGCACAUGAUGGAGGAGAUGUGUGCACUCUCCUUCAGCCAGGAGCUGGACUUUUGGGGGAUUGAUGAGAUUUACCUGGAGUCCUGCUGUCAGGCUCGAUAUCACCAGAAAAAGGAGCAGAUGAAUGAGGAACUGAAACGUGAGGCCGAAACCAUGAGGGAAAGAGAAGGGGAGGAGUUUGACAACACAUGCUGUACAGAGAAGAGAAAGAAACUUUGGGAUCUUUUGGAGAAGCCCAACUCCUCAUUUGCAGCCAAGGUCCUGGCCAUCAUCUCAAUCCUGUUCAUUGUGCUUUCCACCAUCGCCCUAUCUCUCAACACCCUUCCAGAGCUACAAGACAUAGACGAGUUUGGACAAGCAACAGACAACCCUCAGCUGGCCCAUGUAGAAGCAGUCUGUAUCGCUUGGUUUACCAUGGAAUACCUUCUUCGUUUUCUGUCCUCACCCAAUAAAUGGAAGUUCUUCAAAGGCCCACUCAACAUCAUCGACCUGCUAGCCAUCCUCCCAUAUUAUGUCACCAUUUUCCUGACUGAAUCUAACAAGAGUGUGCUGCAGUUCCAGAACGUGCGGCGAGUGGUGCAGAUCUUUCGGAUAAUGCGAAUUUUGCGAAUCCUUAAAUUAGCUCGUCACUCCACUGGACUACAGUCACUGGGAUUCACCUUACGACGCAGCUACAAUGAACUGGGCCUACUAAUCCUCUUUUUGGCCAUGGGCAUCAUGAUCUUCUCUAGCUUGGUCUUCUUUGCAGAAAAAGAUGAAGAAGACACCAAAUUCAAGAGCAUCCCUGCCUCCUUCUGGUGGGCCACUAUUACCAUGACUACUGUGGGCUAUGGAGACAUUUACCCCAAGACUUUAUUAGGAAAGAUUGUAGGUGGUUUAUGCUGCAUUGCCGGAGUGCUUGUCAUUGCCCUGCCCAUUCCUAUCAUUGUAAACAACUUCUCAGAAUUCUAUAAGGAGCAGAAGAGACAAGAGAAAGCCAUCAAGAGACGAGAGGCUCUGGAGAGGGCCAAGAGAAAUGGCAGUAUAGUGUCUAUGAACAUAAAGGAUGCAUUUGUUCGAAAUGCAGAGCUCAUGGAUGUGGUGGUGAUGGAGAAGACAGAAGAAAACAUGGUGAAGAAAGAGAAAGUGCAGGACAACUGUCACACUUCACCAACCCGCUGGAAAUGGACACCAAAACGCACCAUCUCUGAGACCAGUUCCAAUAAGUCUUUCACUGGGAAGGAGCAAGGCUCUCCAGUUAGAGCCACCAGUCCAUCCAGCCCACAACACCUCAACGUCCAGAAGCUGGAGGAGAUGUACAGCAAGAUGGGUAAGACCCAAUCCCAGCCAAACUUGAACAGUAAAGAGCGAGGUCCAUUGUCUAAAUCAACUAGGAGGAAGGAUGAAAUGGAAAUGAGGAGUAUUCCUGCUGACCGAGCACCCACCACAACCGAUGGUGUGAUGGAUAUGAGAAGCAUGUCAAGCAUUGACAGCUUCAUCAGCUGUGCUACAGAUUUUCUAGAGAGCUCAAGAUUCUCACAUAGCCCUAUCUCAACCCAACCUAGCAGAGUCAGCGCCAAUCCAGGACUGGAGACCACCCUUGAGCAUGAGACCAUGAAGAAUCCUGUUGGUCCACCCAAGCCUGGGCGAGCCAUGUUCUCCGACAGCCCCCGAGGUCUACGAAUCAGCAAUCCCUUAAAGUCAAGAUCCCUCAAGGUCAACUUCUUCUCAGGAGAAACCACGGGUCCUACUGCAGAUUCAACCCACGGCGGAGGUUCUGUUGCUCUCUCAGACAGCUCUGUCAUUUCUGAACGUUCCGUAAUGAGCCCAGAAGUGUCUGUAUACACCACUGCCAGCAGCAAGACUCCACCCAAGACUCCUGAGACACUGGUACCAACUGUUUUCACAUUUCACGAUGCGUCGAUCAGCAAGUACAUUGACGCAGAUACAGAUGACGAUGACCACCUUCACGAUGGACCGGGUUCUAGUCCAUCAGAGCGUCUCUUAGGCAACAUCAGCCCCAAGCUCAGCAACAGCUCUCACCAACGAGGAGCAAACCACCUAGAGUUAUCCCAGAGGAUGCUGGGACAAAACAGUCUGUUCUCCUUGGAGGGACGGUCAGUGGGUGGACAAGAGAACCAUGUGAUUUCAGGAGACAGAGGGCGCUCUAAAACAAUAAAUGAGAAUAAUUAAAACAGGGAAUGUAGCCCACGACAACUGGAAUUAUGAAUGGUGGCAAGGGUAACAGAACACUGCUGAUGGGAACUUAACCUAACACUAUUCCAAAUCUGAGCAAAACACAUGCACCAUAACAGCUGCACUUCCAUGGAUAUAGAGUACUCAGUAGACACUUUAGGAUAAACUCUUUAAUCAGUUUGCUGCUUGAGCCAGCAAUGACAGUUUGAAUAAGAACUAUUAAAAACAUUUGCUAGAGACAGAAUCUAAGGAUGCUUGACAAUGACAUGAAGAUGGUUGACAUUUUCCAACCCCAACCCCAACUGUUUUCAGUCCCACUCUAUAGAAUUAGGUACUUACUGAAGCCAUUCUGUGCAAUGAGCAAUUUCACAGUUUUUUUUUUUCCAAGGAUGAAUCUUCCUCAAAACUGGCCUUAGUUUUAUGAGCCGACAGUAUGUGUUGUCUUUGCGAGUGUGGGUGUGUGUGUGUUUAAGCAAGAGGGAGUGCAUGAAUGCCAGAGAGAGAGAGAAUGAGCAAGAUAUAGAGAGACCAAAACAGUGAAAGAGAAUGUGUGAACAGCUGACAUCAGUUUCCCAACAGACGCAUCGUCUUGUGUGUACACAUGCUCUCUGUUUUCAAUACAACCUUUUUUCUAAAAAAGAUAAAUUAAAUAUUUAAGUUUGCUUGAUUUCCCUUCUCCUCUGCCUAAUGUCUCAGAAACAGUCCUCUGUGCAGAUAUGCAGGUGCAGUGCUUUCAGAGGUAACAGCCACUGUGAUUCACCGUCUUUGGUCAGAUCAUGUCAUAGCCCAUGUGUUGAUCAUCAGAUUGACUUGUUUGAUUAUGUGUACAGCUCCAAUCUCUGUUUUAUUUGUUUUUCUCUUUUAAUUAUGUGACUGCGGAACUCCUCCUAUAAAACAGGCAAUGGAAUCGUCUACAUUGUUCAACAGAGCCAUGCUCCUUCGUUGAUUGACGGAAACCACUCAACAUGUUAGGAGCAAAAACAGCCGAACUGAAAGGACAGCCUGAAAACACUUUUUCUUUCCUUUACAGCAUUCAGGAAUGAAAACUGAAAGAAGAUGCUGUUGAUUGUAUAAAAGAACAAUGCUGGAA
Molecule: messenger RNA, 4068 nt
Organism: Colossoma macropomum (tambaqui)
Lineage: Eukaryota; Metazoa; Chordata; Actinopteri; Characiformes; Serrasalmidae
Product: potassium voltage-gated channel subfamily B member 1-like
Exons: 3
Coding region: 507-2975 (822 amino acids)
Biological process (GO): protein homooligomerization; potassium ion transmembrane transport
Cellular component (GO): voltage-gated potassium channel complex; membrane
Molecular function (GO): delayed rectifier potassium channel activity; protein binding
Source: RefSeq, a predicted model, not a curated record